GAGCGUCUUAGCUCCGCCUACAAACUUCGCCAAAGCAUUUUUUUGACCUCUUCUACGGAUGCAGCGCGUCAGUUGGUUGCUAAGAUACCGGCGAGCUGAUACUACUACUACUACUGAUCGGCGGCACGAACACUUACUUGCUUCACGUUUUCAGAUCAAUUUGACAUAGCUGAAUACAGCCAGAAGCUGGAAGUACAAUGUCUGAUGCAGAAUCUGGUGCCAUCUCCUCUCAAGUGCAGCCAAAAUCUAUGACUCGUGCAAAGCAAUGGUCCUGUGAGAUCGAAAACCUGUACAGAUUCCAAACAGCUGGAUAUAGAGACGAAGUGGAGUACAGGCAUAUAAAACAAGUGGAUAUGGUGGAUCGCUGGCCAGACUCUGGAUAUGUUAAAAAGUUGCAAAGGAAAGACAAUACAUUUUACUACUACAACAAGAGCAGAGAAUGUGAAGAUAAAGAAGUCCAUAAAGUCAAAGUGUAUGCCUACUAAAUAAAUGUCCACACAGUUUCCUGA
Messenger RNA from Hyla sarda, 509 nucleotides. RefSeq names its product meiosis/spermiogenesis associated 1 (gene MEIG1). The coding region runs from base 198 to 485 and encodes 95 amino acids. NCBI's taxonomy places the organism in Eukaryota, Metazoa, Chordata, Amphibia, Anura, Hylidae. The record is from RefSeq and is a predicted model, not a curated record. Gene Ontology annotation, cellular component: nucleus. The transcript is spliced from 3 exons.